Rotaria sp. Silwood1 is the source of this 1410-nucleotide messenger RNA. The record is from the annotation of a GenBank genome assembly. NCBI's taxonomy places the organism in Eukaryota, Metazoa, Rotifera, Eurotatoria, Philodinida, Philodinidae.
AUGGAAUUAACUUCUAUGGGACUAGAAUAUGCACCGAACAAUCAAAUUCAGUUAAUAGUAACGGAAACAAUUCAAACUAAAACUCUCUGUUCAGCAGCAUGUAAUCAAUUACCAUCUUGUCGCAUAUUCGAUUAUGAUUUAAUUUCAAAACGAUGUCGUCUGUUUGAAGGUGAUUCUAUAACAGGAUCCAUUAUUUCAUCAUCUUCAUCAACAUCUAUUGUUGGCAUUGUUCGUAUUUCAUCAAAUCUUUAUUUAUCAAUCCAUAAUCAAUUUUGUCAAGCAUGUCCAGAAAAUCGAUAUGAAGUUUGUUCUACAAAUACAAAUAAAUGUCAAUGUCCAGUACAUACAUAUUGGAAUGGAUCUGUCUGUGCUCUACAAUUGUUUGAAAAUGAUACAUGUACACAGCCCGAUGCAUGUCGAUCAGACUUGAAUCUUACUUGUACGACAGAUUGUUAUGGAAACUGGCCAAAAUGUUUACCAACAGUUUUUGACAAUACAACCCUUUUACCAAUGCCCUUUGGUGUAACCAUAGCUGGUGCGUGUAAUGGCAGUUCUAGUACCAAUCAAACACUAUUAAGCGCUCCAGCAGACAUUUUAUUAGGUUACAAUAACACAUUGUACGUCGGAGACAAUACUAACCAGUUCUUUAUAUUCAAUCUCAAUAAUCGCACAGGUCAAGUACUUAAAAGUUAUAGCAAUUGGCCUUCAUUUCUUACUCUUGACAAUAGAACUUCAAACAUUUAUAUUACUCUCAUGUAUGCUCAUCUUGCAUAUAUAUGGCCAACGAAUAAAACAAUUCCACCAAGUGGCAUCUCCUACAGUAACUGUUCAAUGUCUUGGUUAUAUUUCCCAACAGGAAUUGUUGUUGAUAGUAUAGGCAAUGUUUAUAUUUCCAGUUAUUCUUGCCAUUGGAUAACUAAAUGGGCGCCAAAUGCUAUUAAUGGUACAGUUGUAGCUGGAUCACCAUCAGGUACACCAGGUACUGAUAGUCUAUCAUUGUAUGUACCUUAUGCUCUUGCUUUGGAUGAAUCUAAUUCAUAUAUAUAUGUGGCUGAUCGCUAUAAUCAUCGCAUACAACGAUUUCUUUUGGGUGGUUCAGGCAUUGGAGUAACAGUAGCUGGCGGAAAUGGUCCAGGUUCAGCUGUUAAUCAGCUUUUUCGUCCAACGGAUAUACAUAUUUCAAGAAUGGAUGGUUCAAUUUAUAUUGCUGAUAGUUACAAUAACAGAAUUCAAAAGUGGCAAAAAAAUGCAACGUUUGGCAUUACUGUUGCGGGAAGUUCAAUUGGAAUAGCAGGUCACACACCAUUCUUAAUGAGUAUGACCUAUGGUUUAGCAGUUGAUUAUGCAGAAAAUUAUUUAUAUGUGUCGGACAGUGGUAAUAAUCGAAUUCAACGCUUUUUUCUUCAAUAA